This is a messenger RNA of Meloidogyne enterolobii, 555 nucleotides long. Lineage: Eukaryota; Metazoa; Nematoda; Chromadorea; Rhabditida; Meloidogynidae. The record is from the annotation of a GenBank genome assembly.
UGUAUUCGGAACAUUAAACAGAGAUUGUACAGGUUUAUGAGUGAGAAGCAUACAUUAAAAUGGGCAGAAGCAUUACCGAAAAUAGUUGACGCAAUAAAUCAUUCAAAGUGUAGGGUUUUAGGAGGAUUAAGACCGGUUGAUGUAAGCUUUAACAAUGCAAAGGAAAUCAGAGAAAUGGUAUUUGGUCCUAUUGGCAAAAAUAAACCUCGAAAAAAUCCAAGAUUCAAGGAAAAUGAUUAUGUGCGUAUGAGCAGAAGUAAAAAUAUAUUUUCAAAAGGUUAUCUCCCAAAUUAUAGUGAUGAAAUUCUUCAAAUAGAUCUUGUUAAAAAGAAAGCUAAUCCAAAUAGAUACCGCGUCCGUGACGAUAAUGGAGAAUUGUUUAAAGGAUAUUUCUACCCUGAGGAACUGACAAAAGUAAGAAAAGAUGAGAAUACUAGUUACAGAAUUGAGAAGAUUAUUAAGAGCAGAAAGAAAAAAGAUGGAGGAAAAGAAUAUCUUGUAAAAUUUUUUGAUUAUCCCCAACCCCAUUGGAUAGAUGAAAAUCAAUUUGUAUAA